AUUGUGUGGUCAGUUGUAUACAUACAUCACGAUAUGUUUACGUAUCUAACACUGUACACUUGUAUAGAUUGUGAUCGUAUUUCUUUGGGGCGGUAAUUGAAAAUUAGUAUUGAUAAUUAGAGACACUUAAUAUGGAUUGUACACAGGUAUGCUGCAGUACAUUCCAGUUCAGAUGUUUGUUUAAUGUUUAUGUUAAUAAAAAUUAUGACCAAUUUUGCAUCGUGAAAAAGUGCACAAACUAUUCCUGUAAAAAUGUUUUUUUUUUUUUAAAUACCAUGGCUAGUCAGGGGAAAACAAGUUUGAAGAAAAAUGAAACACCAUUGCUCUCAAUUGUAGACUUUACAGGAUGGAAUUGGGAUUCAGUUUUGACUGUAAAUGGACCGAUAAUUCCUCAAUGAGUGGAACAAACGAAACGUUUCAUUCGUUAACCUCAUUUUCUUCAGCUACUGGGUCAUCUUCACAUGGUUCAAGCUCCUGGGCCUCACAAGCAGGGUGGAUCCCGGAUACCCCGCCCUCGUCCUCUAACUCAAUCUCUGGAACGUCCGGACGAAACGAUUUGAUUGAUUGGACCGAUGACCUAAUUUCUUCAAUAGAUGAGGUUCUUCAGGCUUCAGAGUGCCAAGAUGUUUUAACCGAGAACACAUAUAGUUCAGGAAAUAAUAAAAGUAGUCCCAGUAGUUCCGUUGACAAAUAUAGCACUACUAAUAUCAAGUAUAGUCCAACUACCUCAACUGUCAUAAAAUAUAGUCAAACUGAGAAAAAAUAUAAACAGGCCGAGAAACCAGGAAACAGGGGAUCUCUCGGACAAUUCCAGUUUCAAGACGAACAAGGCCUAGAAUUCAAAGUAAAAGGAAGAAUUUGCGAAGAAAAAAAGAACAAAGGAAGAGUGGACUGGGACGGCAUGGUGGAGCAAACCUUUAAAAUCGAAAAAGAAUCAAAAAAGUCGUUUUUUCAGAAUUUUUUUUGAAACAAAGUAUACUAUUUUGUGAUUUUUAAAAUACUUGUACAAGUGAUAUUCUGAAGUUUAUAACCGAUUAUUAUAUUAUAGCUUAAUUCUUUUAUGUGAAUUAUUUAAAAGAUAGACUUUUCAUUACCACCUCUCACGUUUUGUUUACUUUUCCAUAAUUUAACUGGUUUAAUAUAAUGCAUUUGUUUAUUGUUACAAUUCUUCGCUUUUCAAUUUAAUAAUGUUUGCCAUUUUCUAUUGGACUGGUGAGGAUAUGAAAUAUUUAUCUCAAUAGAUUUCUAACCCCGAGAGUUAAAAACCUUUCUUUCAAUAAGAAAAAUGACUAUACCGAUAUUACUGUGAUUUAAAGGUUUCAAGCUCUCCAACAAAAAUCGAUGAGAAAUGUGCCAAUUACUUUUUAAAAACAAAAACUAACAAGUGCUUUAUGGUGUUAAAAUGUACAUGUAAAGGGCUACAGAAAAGCACAAGUGAGUUAGAACAGUACAAUAAAAGUUCAAGGCAUUGCAACAUUUCAAAGUCGACCCUGUCCUAAACAUUUAUAAGAAUUUUAUAAUUAGACUGAAUCUAUGUUUAUGAUAUACAUGUAUUUGUUGGUUUGUAUAAAACGUCACAACGGCUGAACUGACAGGGUCUUCAUUUUUUUGUGGAGCCUCCCAUGACCCAUGAACCAAGAAAUACGAUUAUAAAUCCACAAAAGAAACACGAGAAAUCUGCGAAAUAUGGUGCAAAGAAAGAAAUUUUAAAAUGCUAAAAUUGUUUGUAACCUAGUAAAUACAUCCCGGCCCAUAGAGGCAUUAAUUGUA
Messenger RNA from Eurytemora carolleeae, 1770 nucleotides. RefSeq lists its product as uncharacterized. NCBI's taxonomy places the organism in Eukaryota, Metazoa, Arthropoda, Copepoda, Calanoida, Temoridae. The record is from RefSeq and is a predicted model, not a curated record. The transcript has 3 exons. Bases 347 to 967 code for a protein of 206 amino acids.